UUUUUAUAGGUGCUGGCAUGAUUGCUUCAUUCUCCCUCCUUAAGCUCAAAAGUUUUUUUUGCUUUUUUCAAAAAAGAAGAAGAAGAAGAAACAUCUCGUUUCCAUGGCUUUCCGGGGAGAUGAGUCAGAGAUUAUGAACCUAAGAGAAUGGGAUCGAAGAGCUCGAUUAAUCCGCGAAAAUCCGACUUCUAGAAGGUUCUCUGCUUCGUACAUAGGAAGCUUCCGAGAAGAUCAUCACAAGUCUUCUUGUAGAACAAACUUCAAUAACAUCUCUAGUACUGCCUCUUCUCCUGGCUACAACACUCUCAAAGAAGAGAUUGAUCCAUCAACAUAUUCCUUCACGAAUGCGAUUAAAGCAUUACAAGCAAAGACAAUGUAUAAUAACAGAGAAUGGUUAGCACAAGAAGGGUUUGCGUUGAACUCGAAGUGGAACGAAGCAGAGAAAUAUAUCUGCAACCCAUUGUCGGGAGAAGUACCAAUGGAGUGUUUGUCAGCUAAAACAUUAAGUGCAAGAUCCUUCAGAAACUUAUCCACAAUGUCUGCUCCUCUUCACUUCCCUAGUCCAUUGAUGACUUCUGGUCAAAACAAACCAAAUAAUAUUAAUCCUAACGUUAGAGUCAUUCACGAGGAUCUUUACGCUCCUGAUCCUAUAUUGCUUCUUGCUCGAGGUGAUUUGAUUUUUAGAUAUUUAAUCCUAAAGCUUAGUUUUCAAAAUUUUGGGGUUUUUUUGGAUAAUAAGGAAAUUUUUUUGUGGGUAGCAGAAAAGAAAGUUGUGGGGCUGAAGCGAGAUGUGGGAAUUCAAAGUACGACGUCGGUGGACUUUAGCUCCGGUAGUCCUAGUCCGGCAAAGACGCCUCCGAUCAUGGAACGGUCCUUGAAGAGACACGUGGAAGCUGAUGAUUCGCCGGUAGAUUUCAAUCUCAAAUUGGAAGGUCAACAAGAGGAUGUGACGUUAGAGGAGAAAGAGAAAGAAGAAGAGAAGCAAUAUAUGAGUAAAGAAGAAGGAGAAGAAGAAGAAGAAGACGAAGAAGACAAAGAAGUGAAGCAAGAAGAAAUGAGUGAAGAAGAUGAAGAAGAAGAAGAAAAGACCAAGAAGAAGAAGAAGAGAGGAACAGGAUGUUUCUCAUGGGUGAGAUCAAGACAAAGACAAGCAAGAAAAUCAAAGUACAUCUUCCCUGUUUGUGUUCCUCAUCUAGUCAAAGGUUGUUGAAAAAACCUUAAAGCCAAGAGAAUCAAGCAACAACAAGACAGAAUCAAUGGUGUUUGCAAAAUUCUCUCUUCUUUUUUCUAUGUUUUUCUCUUUACUACCUAUUUUUCUAUUAAAUAAAAACAAAAUCAUA
This is a messenger RNA of Camelina sativa (false flax), 1340 nucleotides long. RefSeq lists its product as uncharacterized. The record is from RefSeq and is a predicted model, not a curated record. NCBI's taxonomy places the organism in Eukaryota, Viridiplantae, Streptophyta, Magnoliopsida, Brassicales, Brassicaceae.